Caenorhabditis elegans is the source of this 824-nucleotide messenger RNA. RefSeq names its product Copper transport protein (gene F31E8.4). The record is from RefSeq and is marked reviewed. Gene Ontology annotation, molecular function: copper ion transmembrane transporter activity. Bases 11 to 499 code for a protein of 162 amino acids. The transcript is spliced from 4 exons. Gene Ontology annotation, biological process: copper ion transmembrane transport. Lineage: Eukaryota; Metazoa; Nematoda; Chromadorea; Rhabditida; Rhabditidae. Gene Ontology annotation, cellular component: membrane.
UUUGCAGAAAAUGGACAUGGAUAUGACUCUGCACUUUGGAGAACGCGAGAAGAUUCUCUUCAGCUGGUGGAAAACUGGAUCUCUGUCUGGAAUGGCAGUCUCCAUGCUUAUAACCUUCCUUCUCUGUAUUCUCUACGAAGCCAUCAAAUCAUUCCGUUACUUCCUCGCAGUAUGGAAUAAUCAAAAGAGACAACAGAGACAUGCAGAAGCAUCCAUUACAAAUCCACAAAAUAGUGGAGGAGACAAUAUUUCUGAAGAUUCUAUUCACAUCGCACCACUUGUUCAGUUAUCUGGAUUUACAAAACGGCUGUUCACCUCGUACCGGCUUGCUCAAGGAGCUCUCUACGGACUUCAGGCUCUCCUUGCUUACACUCUUAUGCUGAUUGCUAUGACUUACAACAUGAACCUAAUUCUCUCAAUUGUUGUCGGAGAAGCUGUUGGAUAUUUCUUGUUCACUGGAAACCCACUUGUUGAGCAACAUCUCACAGAUUGUUGCUGAUCUUUCAUGUAAAUUUCACUCUAAAAUCUCGACUUUUUCCAUCAUUCCAAACACAUUACGACCAAAAAUAUUAAAUCUUCAUGUAUUCUGUUGUUACUGGUACCUCACCCAUGUUUGCUUUGUUUUUUCAAUUUUUCUUUGUAACAUUUUCAAAAAAUCAAUUCAUUCAAAUAUCUCAUAACUUAUUCAUACAUUACAAUUUUCUUUGUUCAUUGACUAGAUCGAUUUGCACGUUUCGAAGUUGGCCAUUUGGCAUUCUUUGAUUGUAAAUUGGGCGAAUUUGUUGUUGUCUGAAUAUUAAAAAAUAAAUAUUUGCAACUUUAAU